AUGUCUACUUCAUUCCAAUACAGAGACGCCGGCGCACAAACUGUUGAAGAUAUAUUCUUCGACGCUCCUGAGGAGUUAUACGAGGAUGCCCUAGAGAAUCAAGAGGUUCAAUGCGUUGAAACUCAUCCAUACCUUGCCAAUCCAGACAAGAACCACUAUCCAGAUCUCCCAACAGAAUACCUGCGGGAUGAAAUCCAGACUUUCAAUUCUUAUGAACCAGCCCCGUUUCAAGUGAGCGAUCCUGAGUAUGAGAUGCUUGAGGUGAUUGAGGAAUGUCUCAUCAAUGUACAAGAACAUUAUGAAGAAAAGAUGAAGAAGGAAGACCGUAGAUUCAGCCAUGUUAUGGCUCUCUAUAAGGAAGUCAUCAGUCGUUCACUCGAUCCUUCAGAGAUGCGCACGCUUGAAGCUCUCAGAAAGGAGAGAAAGCUAUAUACCAGAUGUCUCAACGAAAGCACGAGAUAUCAGAGACUCCUAGACAGAGAGUAUUUGGUUGAAUUUAACGAACUCAAAAUGGAGGCAGGUGACAUCAUGGAUAAAUGGAACUCAAGACAAAUCUCGUUGGUUGCAGUCCCUCACAAACUGCUUGUUGAAGAACAUGCUCGCUGGACAUUGCUUAGACAAAAGCAAAUGGAGUAUGUUCACGAUAAGACGAAGAAUGUGGUCAAGGAGCAGGCAAAACGAAUCCGAGAACUUGAGUAUGCACUCUCUGUAGCCCAGCAGAAACCUGCAGCCACGCCAUACAUCUAUCAUGAAACAAUUGGUAUGACCCAAGCAGAAGUCAUGGUUGAUGCAUAUCAAAUGAUGUAUCAGCAACAAGGAAACCACGGCGUCCAGAAUGUUGUACAGCCCAGUGGAUAUCUUGCACAAUCCGAUAACAUUGCAGCUCCGAAUGAGCAAGAGCAGGUGAGUGGGGAUGAGAACUUUGCUCAGGCUCGGCAACCACAUGACUCCGAGAACACAGGCAACCCGGAAGUAUUAGCCGAUUCUGGAGAAAUUGAACCACUUACAAUCGCCGAUGGCCAACAAGAGGCCCUCCACGAAACAAAACUUCCUCAAGCACCCCAAGCAUGGAAUGGCCAACACCAGGAGAGCCCAACGCUCGCGGCUAAUUCUGUGAAAACUGAUGAUGGCACCAUCUCAAAUGGUCCAGCUGACAUCAUCGAGGAAGGAGAAAUUGUUGAAGCAGAGCAGCCAGUUGGUUUCGAACAGCAAGAAAUUCUAGAGCAGGAUGCCAAUUUGCCUCGGGAUCAAUCUAACUUUGCGACACCCACUAGACAAGAAGAGCCAAUCGCUACUGGAGGCAUCAUUUCCCAGGUACAGGAAAAUAUUGAUGACAACACACAAGAAGUCCAACAGCCAGUAAAUCCUCUACCUACCCCGCAUCUAGAUGCUGCAUUCCCAAUCAUUGCAAAUCGACAGAUGCAACAAGACAGUUACGUCAACUAUAUGGAAGACGAGGAAGAUGAAGGCAGUAUGUAUCCCGUGCAUUCUAGAGAUCCAAUCAAGAGAGCAUGGGCCAGAAAGAAGUUGGAUCUAGACUUUGACAAGAAGAAGAUAGAUAUUGUGGAUGAAAUCAUGCAGACAGGGAGAAAAGAGGCUGCGUUGGAGAAGUGGGCCGAUACAGUCACUUGUCUCUUAGCAGAAGUUCCACCAGAUGACCGUGCUACAGAGUACGAUAUCCAGGACUUCGACGAGGAUGAAGAAACUGAUGACGAGUAUGGCCGCAAGCGCACUUUCGGUACAUAUGAGGAAGACGAUGAACAUGAGGAAGAACACAGCAGAAAGCGUGUUAGACCGAUAGGCAGCAUUCCCACCCGUACUGCGGCAAAUUCGCUUAUUUUUGAAGCAACAUCGGACGAUUCUCCUGAUCAAAAUAUGUGGGAGGAGCCAGCCACUAACUAUGUUGGGCACGAUGGUGUGCAUUAUGACCCAGAUGGUCGACGUCAACACACGCAGGCUGAUGCUGGACAAGAACAUUUCAAUCAUGAUGUCAAUGAUGGCGGCUACCCUGUCCGCCAGGAUACCUCACUUCCACCACAGCAGCAAAAUCCAAGCCCUCCAAAUGCUUCGGCUUCACGGAUCAGACCAUAUCGUUCAAGAUUUGCUGCCGCUAGGCGCAAUGAUCCGGCACCUACUAGACAAAGCAGGCAGAAAAUGCUCCGAAGUCAAUGGGGUCACUGGCAAACUAAGCUAUUUAGCCAAAGAUAG
Messenger RNA from Botrytis byssoidea, 2208 nucleotides. RefSeq lists its product as uncharacterized. The record is from RefSeq and is a predicted model, not a curated record. NCBI's taxonomy places the organism in Eukaryota, Fungi, Ascomycota, Leotiomycetes, Helotiales, Sclerotiniaceae. Bases 1 to 2208 code for a protein of 735 amino acids. The transcript is spliced from 3 exons.